Messenger RNA from Salvia miltiorrhiza (redroot sage), 1450 nucleotides. RefSeq lists its product as uncharacterized. Lineage: Eukaryota; Viridiplantae; Streptophyta; Magnoliopsida; Lamiales; Lamiaceae. The transcript is spliced from 7 exons. The coding region runs from base 398 to 1303 and encodes 301 amino acids. The record is from RefSeq and is a predicted model, not a curated record.
CUCAUAAAUAGUUAAUUCAGCCUACACUUUUCAGUCAUCUAUGAACUUAUAAAUAUUUAUUGCGCUUUUUAAGGUGCCAGUUACAUUCGAAACGCCCCCUUCGUCAACCAAGCAAAGUGCUGUACAGGUGAACUUCAAUGCUGCUAAGAUAGCGAACAAAGAGAACCAAGUGUUUUGUACGCCAUCUAAAACGACAGGAAAUAGGUUUCGUACAGCUCUUGUUCCAUUGGAUGAGAAUUCAUCAGAACUGGCAUCUAAUGUCAAUGGAGGGGAAUCACCAAUCUAUGGAUGUGUGAGGAAAGACUUUCCUGUUAGGAAAUUGCAUUACAGAUCUUACGAUAUUGAUAAUAUUAUAUGCUGCACUACGCCUCUAAGCAUUAGAGAGAAAGCCAUUGCCAUGUAUUGUAUGCAUAGUCAUUUUCUUCCUGAAGGGAAGGUUCUUUUCAUGUUCAAGGACAUAGAGUUAUGUAUAUUCGAUUUGGUGUCUCUCCGAAUAGGUAGUGUUGUGCAACCAUCGAUAAUCAAUGCAUGGUCCAUAAUCUUAAACCACAUUUUUGUAGCUGGUUCAUCACAAAAACCAGUUCGUUUCUUUGCCUCUACAGACAUAUAUAUUGAUUGCAUAUCCCAGCCUGGAAUGAGUUAUGUUUCACGGCGUAAAUUAUUUUUCGAUGGGAUGGAUCGUGAGCUUCGCUUGUAUCAAACCAAUUCACUUGGCUCUAUUGAUAUGGUAAUAAUAUGUAAGAACAGUUUACGUUAUUUUGUAAUCAAAUCUCAAAUUUAUUUAUUUGCUUCCCAGUUCUUUUUCCCGGUGUUUCCCGACGACCAGCCAUAUGUUCUAUGUUUUGAUCUUCCGAAAGAGGUGAUUUUCAUCAUAGACACUUCUGUGGAAGUGAACAAACAUCCCGUUAGUUCCAACUACAACGACUUGUGUCAUAUCCUUCGGUCCUUAUUGGCGGAGUUUUUGAACAACAACCGUGAACAUUUAAGUUCAGCAUCUGUUUCGAAAUCAGUUAUAGAAGUUUUAAAUCUCAAUUGUACAGCCCGUAUCAAUUCAGUAGAUGUUGGGUUGUAUGUGAUGAGGCAUAUGGAAACGUUCGAGGGAGAUACCUCUGUGAAUUGGAGUACUGGAAUAAUGAAUGCAACACAACAUCAACUAGGAUUACUGAGGCUGAGAUACUGUGCAACAAUUGUUUCAUGGGAGAAGAACAAGUACAAAGAUGAGAUUUUGAAAGAGUCAUCUACGAAAUAUGAGGCUGAACUUUCAGAGAAUGCGUCAAAGUUUGAUGGAGUUUUUACAGGAUGAGACAUGUUUUUUUAAAGGAGAUUAUAAAGUAUAAAAGCAUCCACCUGAUUUUUUGUUAACAUAUUUUAGAUACACGAGACAUUUAUUUUAGGGGAGAUAUUAGUUUUGUUUUUUAAUUGUAUUUUUGCUAUGUUUUUCAAACUUAUG